AUGUUUGUGGAUCCGGAAAUUUUGGAUGCGCUCGAUGAGGAGCAAAAGCAAAUAUUAUUUAUCAAAAUGCGAGAGGAGCAAGUAAAACGCUGGAAUGCUUUUGACGAGCAAUGUGAGAAGGAGGAUGAACCCCAAAGCAGCAAAGCAAAGGAUGAUUCGCGAAGAAUCAAAUGGUUGAAGGGAGAAGACGGCGAAGUUUGGGUUUGGGUUAUGGGUGAACAUAAAGAUGACCUAACCAUUGAACAAAUUACGGAAAAACGGGCUCUUGAGGAAGCACGACAACUUGCUGAAAAGGAAAUGCUGGAAAGCAUGCGUUUAACGGAACUGAGUGAUAAUAAUUCACCUGUCGUCGAGCCACAUGAAGAUGAGAACACACUGAAAGAACAGCUGAGCCGUAUUAAACCAUGGAAUAGCGCAAAUGCGCCUAACAAAAUACAAGAAUCUGUAUAUGACGAUGCAGAUUCAUUGUUUGGCACAUCAUACAAUGGUAAUGUACAUUCGCCUUCGCGUAUUGCUCCUGCUCCAGAAUCAUCUCGCAAAGGGAUUCUAAAGAAAUCCAAGGAAAAUCUUUCUGAUAAUAACACUAACAAAGGGGAUAAAUUAUCAAACAUUACUGACACUGAGACAGAUAAGACAUGCGGCACGGAUUUAUUAACCGACUCUUCGAAGAGUAAUGGUUCAGACGAACGCUCACAGGCUUCGCCAAGUACUUCUACUCUUAAUAGCAGUUUCGGUGAAAUACUUAUUGGUAGCUUUGGCCGUCUGAAUCCAUCUUCUGGAAGUGAAGCAGCAAAAGCUCCUUAUGGAGCUUACACUAACUAUGUUCCACUUUCCUCCCAGCCUAUUGGAUCAGACAUCCGUCGUGGAUCAGGAAAAGCAGACAUGCUGUCAGAUUAUAGCGGUCCAAGUGGAGUAAAGACACCUAAUACACCAACAAAUGCUACAAAACCUGCGCCAAAUGGAAACAAUUUCGCUGUUCCACGAAGUCGGUUUUGGAAUAUGAAAACACAAAUCACUCCACCUCAGAAAACAAACGCUGCUAAAAAAACGGUGGUGAAAUUCCGGCCUGAUCUUAAUACAACACAUGAUUUAUCGGAUAUCGAUGAAGAAAUCACUAAGCGACAGUCAGAAAUUUUCGAAAAGAUCAAGGAAAAACAUCAGCAAUUUGACAGAGAAGCAGAACAGGAGGCGAAACGCGUUCAACAAGCUUGGGAGGAACAAGAAAGAAAAGCACGUGAAGCGGAAGCUCAAAUUCGACAAAUUGCACAGAGAGCUCGUGAACAACACCGUCAGCAAAGUUUGCGUACAUCGAGUUCAAUUUUGCCAGUUCUCAAGAAUAUGAAUCCUUCACGUUUGAGGGCUGCAUUGAAGAGUUUGCCCCGUCCUCCCAAGCCGAAAUCGCGUGAUGCAAUUAUUAAUUGGUUUAAAACCGAAGAGCUGCCACGAGGAACCGGUUUGGAUCCAAUAACACGUCGACCAUCUGUUUGGUUCCAUGGAAUCAUCCCAAGAAGCAGAGCUGAUCGACUGCUACAGAAAAAACCUUCCGGUUCAUUCCUUAUUCGCGUUUCGGAACGUAUUUGGGGUUAUACCUUAUCGUAUGUAGUUGGAGAUGGUAAUGUAAAGCAUUUUCUGAUCGAAAAAAUACCACAAGGAUAUCAAUUUUUGGGAAUAAAUCAAGUAGUGCAUCGUCAUCUUCGUGAACUGAUUGCAUUUCACAAGUUUUCGCCAAUAACAGUUAAAGGACAUGAGCUACUACGCUGGGCGGUGGGACAAGUUGAUACUGAUUUGCCGGAUUAUGCUGAUCUUAUUUCUUCUGAAUGA
Messenger RNA from Acanthocheilonema viteae, 1821 nucleotides. Lineage: Eukaryota; Metazoa; Nematoda; Chromadorea; Rhabditida; Onchocercidae. The record is from the annotation of a GenBank genome assembly.